Molecule: messenger RNA, 229 nt
Organism: Chironomus riparius
Lineage: Eukaryota; Metazoa; Arthropoda; Insecta; Diptera; Chironomidae
Source: the annotation of a GenBank genome assembly
GGAAAAUUAUUAUGACUGUCGUAUGAAAUUAAAAAAUUUCCUACACAACACACCGGCAUGUUCAAUGUGCGUUAUGAAGAGGGGAGAGAAGAAAUUCUUACAGGAACUCAAUUCAUUCGCUCAUACAUAAGAUUUCUUUAUCUAAACUUUAUGGAAAUCUAUCUCGCCAUCUGGACGAGUGUUGACUUUGACUACAUAAAAUAGCGCAUAUUUAUAGUGAAUCGCUUGU